Messenger RNA from Brassica napus (rape), 4797 nucleotides. RefSeq names its product serine/threonine-protein kinase ZRK1-like. The record is from RefSeq and is a predicted model, not a curated record. Gene Ontology annotation, molecular function: ATP binding; protein serine/threonine kinase activity. The coding region runs from base 930 to 1949 and encodes 339 amino acids. Gene Ontology annotation, biological process: cell surface receptor signaling pathway; protein phosphorylation. The transcript has a single exon. Gene Ontology annotation, cellular component: plasma membrane. NCBI's taxonomy places the organism in Eukaryota, Viridiplantae, Streptophyta, Magnoliopsida, Brassicales, Brassicaceae.
AUAAGCAAAACGUUAGAGAGAUCAAUGCCUUCGUUAGAGCCUUGAGCAAUUGAGAUGAACAUACACACACCCUUCCACCAGUUAAAACCUUCCAUGUGCUCUUUGAUAGCAUCAUCAAGUGCUUUAAGAACAGCUUUUGGCCGCAAAGUGUUGUACUUUUCAUGGUUGGCUUUCCUCUCUUUGCUCUUAAACGCAGCGUCUGUUCUAAGAAUCCUAGACAAUCCUCUCUUGGGAUACUGAUGGCAUAUUCAGAUGUGUUUAGUUUUUGGAAUCUUUAUGUUGGUUCUUCUGAUGGGAAGACAACCAUACUUGGUUGAAUAUCAAAUGGUCUGUCAGAUUUUAACAUGGGGUUGGUCAGAUGAGAACGUUUCUUGACCUGGCACUGAGAUGCUGCGAGAAGAGGAAUAAAUAUAGGCCAAAGAUGAUUUUGGUGGCAAAAGAGAUUAAGCUAAUAAUAGAACAAGGAUCACUAGCUCGAGGAUGGUUAGAUUAUUUAAGAUUGAGAUUAUGCUCAUACUAAGGUUUUGUAUUGCUGAUUACUUUCCUUUUAUAGUAAUAUGUUUGGUGCAAAAAACUUCAUUUUGAUUAAGAAAAGACUUAAGAGGGUACAUGAUUAAUCUAACUUUAGGUACUGUUCUUAACAUUUAGACCAAAAAAAAACUUUAGGUUCUGAAAGCAGGAGCAAAGUUUCAAGGACCUGCUUGAGAUGGUUCUUGCUGAAACUGUUUAUCAGGAUUAGGCUCAAAGCUGAAACCUCAUGAAAUGUUUUGUGUUGACCAUUCAGACUCCCAUGUGCAGAAGAGUGAGUUUUCAAACUUGUUGACUAAUAAAAGUUGACUUUCUGAAACAUUAAUGGCCUCAGAUUCAACACUAUCUUCACCAGAAGGCAACUUUGACUGCCAUAAAAUUUUAUUGAUCUGAAGAAGACCAUGAAGUUCUGGAGAAACAAGGGAAAAGAGAGGAGGAAACAAUGGUUCUUGGACAACGGAAGCACUUUUCUCAAAGAGCUCAUUGUUGGAUGCAACGGUAAAACCAAUCCUAUCCGAAGCUUCUCUUCUGAUCAGAUCCUCAAGGCCACAAAUGGAUUUGAUCCAAGCCGCUAUGUAACGAGUGACCUUUACUACACUUGGUUCACCGGUAGCAUUGAAGAUCGAUCUUACAUGAUCAAGAUGUAUCCUGAGGAGAAAGUCAGAGGGGAUGGAGAUGGAAUUGGAGCUGUUUACAACGACGUUGUCAUAUCUGCUCGUGUUACCAAUCACAUCAACUUCCUGAAGCUGUUGGGAUGCUGUCUCGAGUUCCCUUGUCCAGUUCUGGUGUUUGAACACGCCGAGAACGGAGCAUUAGGACACCAAGGAGGUAUAGGUUCCAAGGAUACAGAGUUCUUACCUUGGGAUGUAAGACUAAAGGUGGCUAAGGAGAUAGCCAGUGCGGUUACUUAUCUACACACAGAGUUCCCUAGGAUCAUUGUACACAGAAACAUAACUCCCAUGAAUGUUUUCUUGGACAAGAACUGGACAGCUAAGCUGUCUGAUUUUUCCCUUGCUCUAACUCUCCCUGAGGGGAAGUCUCAAAUGGAAGAUCAAGUGAUGGGAUGGCCCGGAUAUUUAGAUCCUUCUUAUCUACAUACGAGUAUUGUUACAGAGUAUGCUGAUGUUUAUAGCUUUGGAAUCUUUAUGAUUGUUCUUCUAAUUGGAAGACAUGGCAUGGCUCCUCGGUCUGAUGCGCGCUUCAUCGAUAUACGUAACUAUGUAAGAGGGUUACAAGAGAAAGGAGAGUUCAUUGAGACCAUAUACCGGGUUGGAGUGAGAGAUAUUGUGGAGGUUGAAAGAUUUCAAGUGGACAAGUUUAUUGAGCUUGCCUUCAGAUGCUGUGAGAGGAGUGUGGAGAAGAGACCGAAGAUGAUUGAUGUCGCCAAGGAGCUUAAACGGAUUCAGAGAUCACUAUGUUGAUACAGCAGCUGAUCCUAGCUCUCAGGAUUCAACAUUUAUAUAUAUAUAUAUAUCUGUUUUUGCUUGAAAUAUUCAUUAAACUCGUGGGAGAAGACCUCUUGAAGUAAGUUGCAGCAAUCUUCUUAAAGACAUCCAGGAAGAAAGUUGGCUGAAGAAAAAUAAACAGGAUUUGGAUCUUGGCUCUGAUCCCAUAAUAGAUUGAUAAGAAUAUGUUCAUUUCACUAGUAGGAUUAAUCAUUAUGACAUUACAAACCUAUGUCUUUUUGUAGUUUAGAACAACAAACAAGCUCAACAAACUUAAUUGUAGCAAUAGCUUUUAUAAAAUUUAUAAAAAUCUUUCGUAUUUAUCAAUACAAUUUUAAGAGAUUUAAAUAGUAAAUAAUAUAUUUAUAUCUUAAGCAUAUAUUUAUCUUAAACAUGAAUAAUCAUAAUAAUGUAAUUUUGAAAUAUCUAUUUAGUUAUUAAAAUUUGUAAUUUUGUAAUUUAAAUUUGGAUAAUAAUAUCUUAUUACAUUGAAGAAGUUUAGUUUUCAAGACAAUGUAAUUACAGAUGUGUUUUCAAAUGCUAAACUAUAAAUCUGGUACUUUUCGAAUUAUCGCGUAAAUAUGAUAUUUUGACCCAAAACAAAUUCCAUAAAAAAUGGAAAUAAUACAAUUCUUUCCGGUGAUCAGUUCUUGUUUUUGUAUAAAGUACAUGCCUACUUCCCUAGGUUGACUCACAAGAAAAAAAAAAAUCAGAGCCGUGGGAUUGUCUUUUUGUAUAGCUGCGGUGAAAGGUUUGCGGAAGAAGAUGAUGAAACGUAAUAGAAGAGCUCUUUUCAAGCCCAAUUUUAUCCCCGUAGCCGUCGUCAUUCCAGAGCUCCCUGGGGAUGUGCUGAUGAAGAUCCUGGCUAGAUUGCCGGCGAUUUUAUUGAUGGAGCUCAAGUGCGUCUCAAGGCUUUGGUCUUCCAUGAUCUCAUCUCCUUAUUUUGCUAAUCUUUUCCGUAAAAUUUCAUCGCUCCUAUGUGAACAGCAUUUGUAUCUAGUGGACCAAGAUGCCCAAGUCGACUACACAUUUCCCACUCCUAGUCGUGGUAUUAUUGAACUGCACAGAAUUUGAUUCGAAUUUCGAGGUUAUUAAAAAGAGAUGGCAUUCAAAACACAUUUUUAGAAACAAUAAAACAGACGUAACACACAAGCUAAACUAGUGAUUCAAUCGGGUCCGUUACAUAAACCACAUUUCUUGUGACCCAAAGCUACAAAGGUUGUCGCUUAUUUAAAGGCUUAUGACUGGUUUUGAGAAUGAGUUUUGUUGUGCGGUUACAAUUGUAGGUUUAAAUAUUAUAGAGGAUAGAGGAAAUUAAAUGUUAAAGAUAUAAAAGUUACUCAACACAAAAUCAGCGGAUAAGGAAAGAUCGAGUCACAUAAAUCUCCACGAAAUCAAGGCAUUAACGAAAUAUAAUCAGUAAAGUAAAAAAUCUCAAAUCUCUCUGAAAUCAUAAAACAUGGAAACGAAAUAUGGAAAGAAUUAAAUCAACGUCAUAUUGAAAGAAAGGCACAUUAAUCUGAAAGAUCUAAUCAAAUCUCAGAUCAAAUCAACAAACUAUAGAAAGUUCAGAUCUCUGAUCAAAUAAUGAAAAGAUAAUAAUGAAGAUGAAAGAACCAAUGAUUGAACUUGGAGAUGAAGCAAAAAUGUAAACACUUGGGCUAUGUAGCUACCGACUCGUUCGCGAUGAUAUGAUAAUCAGUGUAGAGCGAGAUUUUAUAGGGUUUUAGUUUUGGGCCGAAGAAGCCCAAUAACUCUAGCUGGACGAAUGAUAUAAUGUUACACUAAUAAAGCAUAACGGAGAAACAUAUCAUUACCCUAUGACUAGUUUAUUAUAGAUCAAAGACAUCAAUUCUCAAUAUACUGUAUGCUGCUGAUCAAUUCAAGAAGACGAGUAAUACACAUCCAUUAUAAUCAGAAUCAACGAUAUGGAAAUGAAAUCUUAAAUUAAAAUCAAUACGAAAGAGAGAAGACAUCAGUAAAGAGUUCUUUUUUUGUGCACCAUUAGUUCGGAGUUCAAGCAAUAUAAAUUAUGUCUUAGGCUCAGUUCAGAUUUUAUAAUAUAUAGUGCUUUGUUUUUACUCAAUAUCUAUUAUAGUAGAAAUAUGUAUAUACACGUAUAUGUAACCAAUAUUGUCUCUAUUGCAAGUCUUAACAUAUAGGAAAUAAGGAUUAUGGAAUAGAUUGGUUUAACAAUUACAUUCUAUGGACUAACAAUAAUGAUGGAUCAAGCAAGAGGCCAAAAGGCAAGUCUCAUAAAAACCGGUUUUGUUUGUGUUAACAGUACUAGAAAAAGCCAAUAACAUAAGUAAUCUCGAAAGAGCAAUAACAGAAAGUCUUUAAGUGUCAUAAAGAGACUAAAGCACUAACAUAAGAUCAUAGAGGUUUGACAAGGUCGAAGAAAUGCAUGCAGAUCAGAGAAGAAGUGAGUUAUCUCAGUUAAUUUUCAUACAUGUUUUAUAAAUAAUAAUAAUUUAUAUUAAGCCUUCAAAUCUAGCGUCUCCCACCCACCAUCUCAAAGGAUUGGAAUUUGCGUUAAAAUAUCUUACUUCAAUGGUGAAGCCAGUAUCAUCAUUUGCUUUACAUAUUAAUUAAUCAGAAAUGUAAGCCUGAAUGGGACAUCUCAUGUGCUAUGCAGUUCAAAGUUCUCAUACAUGCUUUCUUAAGAGAACAUGUACGCAUCCAUGUUGAAUACAAAAGGGUUAGGACAAAUAAGCUUUUUCUAUUUGGUACUAAAGAUAUUAUUCAUUCAAUUUUACACAACUACUUCAUUCAACUUAUUUUUGCUAACAAUGUGAAUAUCACUAAUGAAUAAUGAACAUUU